ACCAAAGCUAUUAGGUCCCUGUGGACUUGACCUGUGCUCAAACCUGGGCAGGUUCCUGGGAUUUCAAUACAUCAAUUGGUUCCUGACUUUUGUGGGGACCUGUGAGCAUCUUUUGUGUUCCAGGCCUGUGGCUGGGUCCAGGAAGACAGGCUUCUCUUUGAAUUUGAGGUGAGAAAACCAGCCAAGAAAAUGAGAAAUUACAGUUGGAUUUCAAGAGGUGUCAUCUCUACUAGGAGCUAGGGACACAUCCUAAGGGGAAGCCUGGCUAGGAUCUUUUUAACUGUUUCCAAGCUAGAAAUGAUGUGGUCAAGGAACAGGGAACCCUGGUCCCUCCAUGAAGUCUUCCACCCUGCCACGCCAUCCCCUACAGGCUGAUGGGGGCGCCUUCACUGUACCCCACAGCCUUUGGCACCAAAUCUUUGUUAUUUCACCUUUCUCCCCUGCCGUGAUCCCCUAAGGUCAGGGAUGAUGUCUGUGUCCUCAGCGUUCCUAGCGCACGGCUUGUAACUGAGCUGUCAGAGAGUUGGUGAAUGUAUGCUACGAGGGAAAGAAAUGAACAAAAGAGGGACAGGCCAGUGAUAAGAAAAAGAGCUCAGUAGAAGAGAAGAAUGAAGAUACAGGUUUGAGUAGCAGCAAGGUUAUUAAUCAUUGGUGCUGUCUACUGAACACCUACUAUGUGCUGACACAAUAAAAGGAGAGAUGCCUUAGGAGUGGAUGGUGGGGUCUCCCUACCCUACCUGGGUUGCAAGGAUCCAACCCCUGGAAGGUAGGGCAGGAAUGGAACCAAGAGACAGUCUUGGGCCACCCUCCCUCCUACCACAAUGCACCUCCCUCUGGCCAGUGACCCAGGCAAGCCUGCUCCUAGCAGCCCCACGUUUAGUGCAAGUGACACUGAACUGAUCAAGGUCCCUGCCAGGUGUCUGGGAGCUUGGGCCAAACAAAGCCAGGCUGCCUGGAAGUGAGGAAACCCAGAAGUGAACAGGAGACAGCCCAACCUGAUGACCUCUUUUAAGCCCCUCUUUCUAUCUAAGCCAUCCCUGGACUUCCCCAUUCCCUGAGCGGAUAAAGCCUCUGCUUUCUGAGGCCGACUUGAAGGUGGCUUUCUGUUACCCGGAACUCAAAGACUUAGCUGGGAUAUGCUUCUGGGUCGGUCUGUCGCCAUCACUCUUCCCUAGUUAAGAUCCUGAGCAAGCAACUUAGCAAGAUCCUGUCUCAAAAAAAUACAAAAGGAGUGGGAAUGUAGUUCAGUGCAAAGGCCCCGGGUUCAAUCUUCGGUACUACCAAGGAAAAAAAAGAAAAUGAAAAGAUCCUGAUCAAAGGAAGGAAUAUCCCCGGAAUGGAGCUAAGAGGCUCAGGGUGAGAAAGAAAGGUCAUAGUGCAGCGGGAGCCCCCAGAUGCAAAAGUAUCUGGAUGCCAGGACAACCAAAGGUGACAGCAGUCGGUAGCAAGUCCUUCCACAAAGCUUGAUUCCUCACCGCAGGCAACCCUCACAGGCUCAGCCCUUAGCCCGGAGCCCAGGGGUAGACCCUCAGCCCCGCCCUUCAGAAGCUCUCCAGCUUCUGCGGAGGGAAUUAUGGGUUCCGCGACUUCCUGGUGAUUGCGCACCCGUCGUGCAGAGCCAAUCCUCUGCGCAUGAGCUCAGGAUCUUUUCCGGGUGUCCUGACUACAACCCCCAGGGUGCACUGCGCCCGGCGAGCCCAGUUCAAACCCACCAAUCGGCGGUCCGCGCGGCCGCCGGGCGCCCUGUUUAAACCCCGGGGGAGGUUUAUCCCCCAUCUCCGGCCCACGGGGUGAGGGCGGGCUUCUGACAGCUCCCUCCACCGAAAGAGGGGCCGGCAGCUACGUGGUUUCAGCCAAGCGGCAGGGUAGGCGGAGAUGGAUGUUGCCAAGAAGGAAGGGUCUUGCUGUGUAGUUCAAGCUGGCCUUGAACUCAUGAUAAUCCUCCUGCCUCAGCCUCUUGAGUGCUGGGAUGAAAGAUGUUCUUCUUUUGGCUGAUGAAAAAUUUGACUUCGAUCUCUCAUUGUCUUCUUCAAGUGCAAAUGAAGAUGAUGAAGUCUUUUUUGGACCUGUUGGGCAUAGAGAAAGAUGUAUUGCUGCCAGCCUAGAGUUAAAUAACCAGGUUCCCUCACAGCCUGCCUCGGCCGGGCCAGCCAGUGCCUGCGCCUGGAGCCCGCUCACCGGAGAGAAGUUCGUGGAAGUGUACAAGGAGGCGCACCUGCUGGCCCUGCAGAUAGAGAGCCAGAGCAGGGCCCAGGCGGCCCCAGCUGCCCAGCCCGAGAAGCCCUGGAGCCAGGGCAUGGAAAGAUUUGUCCAGGAAUCAAAGCUAAAAAUGAGCCUCUUUGAGAAAGAAGAGGAAACUGAGAAAAGCCCCAAGUCACUUAAAAGAGAAACCUACUACCUGUCAGAAAGCCCCUUGGUGGGGACACCACUCUUGCUCUCAGGAGGCCAGCCUCCCUCAGCCGAGCCCCUGCUCCCAGCCCCGGCCCUGAGCCUGGCCCCGAGCCUGGCCCCGGGCCCGGCCAGCCCUGCCCCUGCAGGGCAACACUCGUCUCAUCUUUGGCCCGGGGACUCACGGGCUGUCCACCCUCCAGGUCAGGCCAUGCCUCAGAAGAGGGCACCCAGCAAGCUGCCAGCACCUCGAGCUUUGGCUGCACGAGGACGGCUCCUUCACCUGGCCUCGGAGAAGCUCAAGAAAGAGGUACCAGGGAGUCCUUCCCGGGGGAAACUCCUGAAUGAAAAGCAACUCCAUGGGGCUGGGCUCCCGGACAAACCCCGAGCGGUGCUGGAUGCUCCUGGCCUGCUGGGUACCGGAGGCCACAGGGGCCAAGGCAAGCGAUUGCUCCCGGUCCCCAGCAAGGUGGGGCUGAAGAAGAGCCUAUUAAAGCCUCCCGGCUGUGCUAGCAGUAUCACGGGGAAGUCUUCCUCUUCCUCAGGGUCCUCCUCGAGCACGACGUCCAGCGUGUGCCCAUCCCCAGCAGCAGGCAAAGCAAAGUCAAGGGAGCUUGCAAGUGUUCCUGCCAGUGGUACCCAGCCUCCGUCAAGCACCAGCAAGUCAGGCAGGCUUGGACCUGCCACGCCUCACCAGUCUCUGCCAGCAGCCCCUGAGAGGGUGUCCAGCAAGCGGGCUGGAAGGAUUGAUGGUGCCCUGUCCAUGGCACCCCUCACAUCUCCCCCAGCCCAGCCCUGGACCCGGGAAAGUGGAGGCCCAAGGCCUGACCCUCGGUCUGUUUUGUCAGCAUCUUUUGAACUGAAUAAAACUCAAAGCAUAGGCCGGAGAGAUUCCUGUCUAAAUUCCAGGAUGAAGGUUGUGCCUACCCCUACACGUCCAUUUAAAAUUCCCAAGUUUUCGACCGGUGGGUCCCCCAACAGUAUGACGCCAAAGUUCUCGCGGGCACAGAGGCUGCAGUCAUGGGCAUCUGCUGGCAGGGUCAUGGUUCACAGCACUCCUGUGAGACGCUCUUCAGGGCCAGCGUCACAAAGCCCCCCCGGCAGCACGCGGACCCCCAUGAGUGCAAGACGAAUGUCUGCGUUGCCCACACCUGCCAGCCGGCGCCUCUCGGGCCUCCCACUGAUGACCCCCAGAACCAUGCCCAGGGCCCUAUCGUCCCCGCUGUUUGUCCCUGCCCGGCGGCUGUCUUCUGAGCCCCGGAGAAGAUCCGAAGUGGGCACUGAGCCGGCGAGGGACAGUGGCAGAGGGCCAGGACGCGGCCAGGUGGCUCCCUCACCCAGUGGGGUCUUCUCCCCUCCUCCUUCUGUGCCCCAUGCCCUUUGCUUCUCUCCAGAGAAAAGCAUUCCUUUCCCGGAAGGCCCUGCCACAGGACCAGCUCAGGACGAGGCCAAGCGCAAGGAGGACACCCACCCCACUGAGGUGGUAGACACAGCAGUGCUGGACCGUCCUCCCCUGCGUGGCCCUGCGCAGGCCCUGCUCGUGGACAUCGGGCUGGACCAGCUGGCCAUCUCUCCCCCGGCGGCACGCCCCCUCAUCGCCCUCGGCAGCACUCCUGGGGCAGAUGUGCCCUCGGGGCCUGUGAGCGGACCCCUGAUCGACCUCACCACCAGCACCCCGGACAUGAACAGACAUGGUGUGUCCAAAGCUGUGCCAGCCGAGGGCCAGCUCAUCGACCUGUGCUCCCCUCUCAUCCAGCUGAGCCCUGAGGCUGACAAAGAAAACCUGGACUCGCCGCUUCUCAAGUUCUGAGUAGAACAGAAGCCCAAGAUCUGCUAGCUGUGUGAAAGGAACAGUUGGUCCUAAAGUGGCUUUUGACCCUUAGAAGAGUGGUACAGGAAACUGAUUUUUUUAAAAAAGCUAUGUGCAUUUUCUGUGCCUGGAGGGGGCAGCUGGGGACAGCUCUGCUUCCUUAGUUCCUCUCCUUCCAUUCCCAGGCUGGGACGCAGCACUCUGAAGAAUUUAAGGUUUCUGUAUGUAAAAUAGCAAGCACCUAGUUUUAAAGUUAAAUUUGUAUGAAACAUUAAAUAAUCUAGAUUUAAAUUAAAUUGUAAAAUAAAGUAUAUUAGAACAUA
Messenger RNA from Heterocephalus glaber (naked mole-rat), 4521 nucleotides. NCBI's taxonomy places the organism in Eukaryota, Metazoa, Chordata, Mammalia, Rodentia, Bathyergidae. The record is from RefSeq and is a predicted model, not a curated record.